AUGUCAGCGUUAUUUAAUUUAGAUUCUAUGGUAACUGUUAUCAUAUUAUGUAUAUGUACAUGUACUUACUUAAAGCCAAGAUUCCCAAACGUUUUUGACAAUAAAAAAAACGGUUUUUUAGGUACAUUAGGGAAGUUUGCAAUUAUAGGAGAUCGUUUAUCAAUUUACGUAUCAAUCUCCUGUAUCAUAUUAGCAUUUUUUAACAUAUUCGCACGUUAA
Molecule: messenger RNA, 219 nt
Organism: Plasmodium vinckei vinckei
Lineage: Eukaryota; Apicomplexa; Aconoidasida; Haemosporida; Plasmodiidae
Product: protein kish, putative
Exons: 1
Coding region: 1-219 (72 amino acids)
Biological process (GO): intracellular transport; protein secretion
Source: RefSeq, a predicted model, not a curated record